AUGCUGCUCUCGUUGGCGGCCUCCUUCUCCAGCGGCCCCACGUCAGCACCCACGGAGUCAGCCCCGGAGCCGGUGCCCUGUGGCGGGUCCGUGCUUGGCAGCGGCCCCGGCCCUGUCCCUUUGCCGGCUGCUGCCAGCCCGGGGUGGGCACAUCCCUCUGCCGCAGGGCCGCAGGCGGCUGCACAGCCCCAGGGAGGUCACAAGCACGACCCCAGGGGUCCAGCGCUGCUGCAGCCGGCGACAGGAGGGUACCUGGGGCGAGAGGAGAACGGGAGAACGGGAGAAUGGGAACGGGAGCCGGAGCCCGGCCCUCUGCUCCCCGGGAUGUAUCCCCUCUGCCCCGCCAGCCCCUUAUUGGCCACCGCCCACCGCUCCUCGACGCCGAUUGGCCGAGCCCACCGGCAGGGGGCGGGGCUGCGGAGCCUCCCGCGGCCUCGCAGCUCCGGGCACGGCCCCGCUCCCGUGCGCUCUGCCUUGCCCGGGAUGGGGCCGCCCGGGCCCGCAGCUCCCCAUGAGGGAGCCCGGAGGAGCUGCAGGGUCAGGAGCUCCGCAGACCCCGCCAGGCGCAGCUCAGCCCUAAACCAGCACGGCGGGAAGGACCUUCAGGACCUCAGCUUCCAUGCUGAGGGACCAGGGCAGACAAGAGGCCCUGGCUCCAUCCAGCCCCAAGCCCCCAUCUCCCCCUGA
Molecule: messenger RNA, 687 nt
Organism: Neopsephotus bourkii (Bourke's parrot)
Lineage: Eukaryota; Metazoa; Chordata; Aves; Psittaciformes; Psittacidae
Product: basic proline-rich protein-like
Exons: 1
Coding region: 1-687 (228 amino acids)
Source: RefSeq, a predicted model, not a curated record